ACAACUAACAACGGGUGCGGUAAAAGUGUAGUACGGAAAUAAAUUGUGGUUAAAUUUUCUAAUAAAACGUAUAAUUGUUAUAGAAAACUGUUCAAGUUAUAAAAAGAAAACAACAAAAUAGUUAAAAAUGUCCGCCUUAUUGGGAUCUCCCAUAAAUUGGCAACCCGAUGAUUAUGUAUUUUUUCGCAAAUGUGGUGAAAUCACAAUAUCACCCGAUAUACAAAAUAUCGGUUUCAAUUGUUUGUUCUGUACGGGCAUUUGUCUGCAAACCGAUAUAUUUCUACAACAUUUACAAGAACAGCAUAAAGAGGAAGUUUUUAAUUUGUAUGAACAAGAAAAUUGUACAGAAAAUAAUUUAAGUGCAGAAAUAGUGUUGGAUUUAAAUAAUUCACAGAUUACCACAAAUAAUACCUAUAACAUUAGUAAACACAAUGAAAUGUGUGAGGAAACACAAGAAAUAACAGAAAAUUAUAUAAUUGUAAAUAGUUUAGUGGCCACGGAACAAACUUUAACGCCUCCGAACGACCUCAAUUUAGUGUUUAAUUUAGAAUCUAGCGAUUUAUUAACAUUAACCCCGCCAAAUCAAGACUUAGAAAAUCUUAUUACACUUAAUCCCUUGGAAAAUCUUGCCAACAACAUAAACACCACCAACAAUAGCAGCACUAGCAGCACCUCCACAUUGACCAGUAAUGCUAUGCCAUGCUUUCCUACACCCCCUAACGUUAUUUCCGCCUCCGUUGGCUAUUUUAAAUGUUUACCGGAUGACAAAGAAUGUGAAAUAGGCGAUGGCGAAGAUAGUGGUAUUAUGUUGGUGCAGAGCCCCUGCACCAGUGACGACUGUACUGGUAGUUUUAGUGAUUGCAUGUCAUUUACUGAAGAUAGCACCAGUAACAAGUCACCUCCCACCUACAGUGAAAAUUGGCCUAGUCCAACAACUGACUAUAUAGAGCAACACUCUGAAUCGGAAACAACAGCUAACAAUCCGGAUAAAGAAUCGUCUACCAAAGGAAAAUAUUUAAAAACGCCGGCUAUGCGUAAAGCUUUAAAUAAUAAAGAUCUAAUAGUCUAUCUGCUGGAAGCCUACAGAAACAAUGAAAAACUUUGGAAUCCCAAGCAUUCAUCCUACAAAUACAAUGCCCAUCGUAAUAUAUACAGUGAACUAUCACAACCUUUACUUCAUGAUAUGAAAUACUCUCUAACGGGAGAGGAAAUCUUUGGCAUAAUCAAUGAGUUGCGAGGACGUUACCGCAGAGAAUUGAAAAAAUUCGAGGCCCGCAAGGGAAAACAUAAAACACGUCUUUGGUAUUUUGAGAAAAUGGAGUUUCUGCGACAAGUUAUUGAAGAAAAACGCAAAGAACGUAAUAAGGAUAAGGAGUGUACUCCAACAUUAGAUUGUAAAGAAGCUGAGGAUUUAACUAAUCGUCAAGUUUUAAGUUAUUUAUUGAAUUUGUAUCAUCUAUAUGAGUGUCUUUGGAAUCCUAAUGAUUUGGAAUAUGAAUCAUGUAGUAAAACGGAAUUGUAUGACGAUAUCGCUCAACAAUUAAGAGAGAAACUAAAUGUUGAUAUGUCUCCGGUGGAGUGCAUGAAUGAAAUACAAAAGUUACGCAUAAGAUAUCGCAAGGAAUUGAGGAUAUUACAUAAGCUGAAGGGUUUGUAUCUGCCAAAGCUGUGGUGUUUUGAUGAAAUGGAAUUCUUAAGACCCAUAAUGGAGGAGAAAAUUACAAAGAAUUUGAAAAAGACCACCCAGCAAACCCCUUCUUCUUUAAGUCAAAGACACGAUUUCCUUAAGGCCAACGAAAUACAGUUUGUCAAUUUGGAACAACAGCUAGAAUUCAUAGAAUUGUAUCGCAAUUACAACUCCCUGUGGGAUGCAGAUCAUCCCGAUUAUAGAUCAAGCACAUAUCGCAGAAAUGCUUUAAAUGAAAUGCUGGAUAAAGUAAAUAAAACUUUAAAUGAGGAACAAAAAUGUAAUCUUCAACAGCUGGAAAAAACCAUAUACCUACUACGUAAAGACUUUUCACAUGAAAAACACAAACGGCUAAUGGAUAAUAACAAAGAUAAAGAGUCGGGAAUGUCUUUUGUUUUAUACGAAAAACUAUCACAGUUUUUAAGCAUUAACUUAGGACCCUUUCGCUGUGACAGCUGCCAGCAAAUCUCGAAAACUUAUGAUCAAUAUAAAAUGCACAAAUCUAAACAUGAUGGCACGCUACCCUUUAUUUGCACACUUUGCGGCAAGGGCUUUCAAAUGCCCGGCAAUCUUACCAUACACAUUAGAAGACAUCGCCGAGAUUUUCCCUAUGCCUGUGAAAUUUGCAGCAAAUCAUUUGCCACUUCCACGGAAGUUAAUAUACACAUGCGCUCGCACACCGGCGAACGUCCCUAUGUGUGUGAGUGGUGUGAGAAAACCUUUAAGACCUGGUCGUUUUACGAUCUGCAUAGGAGGACACAUCUCAAUCAAUCGAAUUUUCAUUGUCCCAUUUGUGAUAAAUCGUUUUAUGAGCGCAAUCGUUUCACCGAUCACAUGAAUGUUCACUUGAAUAUACGCAAACAUCAGUGCGAUCAGUGUGGCAAGAGUUUUACGACAUUGGGUAAUUUGAAAAAACAUUUGGAUUUGCAUGCAGCCGUUAAGAAGUAUAAAUGUCAGCCGUGUGGUAAACGUUUUGCUCAAUUUGCCAGUUUACGUUGGCAUCGUAAAACUCAACAUGAGCAGUGAAAUGGUAA
Molecule: messenger RNA, 2721 nt
Organism: Calliphora vicina (urban bluebottle blowfly)
Lineage: Eukaryota; Metazoa; Arthropoda; Insecta; Diptera; Calliphoridae
Gene: rgr
Product: regular
Exons: 4
Coding region: 128-2713 (861 amino acids)
Biological process (GO): regulation of transcription by RNA polymerase II
Cellular component (GO): nucleus
Molecular function (GO): DNA-binding transcription factor activity, RNA polymerase II-specific; RNA polymerase II transcription regulatory region sequence-specific DNA binding
Source: RefSeq, a predicted model, not a curated record